AUUGUUUUGAAAAUCGUUUGAAAAGCGAUAGACUUUUAUAAGCCAUUGAUUAUCACAUCAUUUGAUUGCAGUCACUGUUUGACAGCCGAAGACAUCACUGAAUCGUUUCUCGUUCGCGACCGCAAUGUCUUCAACGCUUGAAUCCUAUGUCAACCACACCGUUUCGGUCAUCACUGCCGACGGCCGACAGAUUGUGGGCACACUUAAGGGUUUCGACCAAACAGUGAACGUGAUCUUAGAUGACAGUCACGAACGGGUCUACAGCUCAUCCCAUGGCGUAGAACAGGUGGCGCUCGGACUCUAUAUCGUUAGAGGAGAUAACGUAUCGACGAUUUGGUGGACUUAUAUCGAGGUUUUGUUAAAACUCCGAUUCCUAUCUCCGGCCGACUUUCUGUCAGCGAUAAUGAGAGACAAAAGGAUUUACGAAUUGAUUGGAAAGUCCGAGAUAUGGAUCGCUUGGAAGCGACCAAACAUACGACCCAUCACUCCAUCAAACUAUCCAAAGAUGGGAUGACUGUUAAACACAUC
Molecule: messenger RNA, 528 nt
Organism: Medioppia subpectinata
Lineage: Eukaryota; Metazoa; Arthropoda; Arachnida; Sarcoptiformes; Oppiidae
Source: the annotation of a GenBank genome assembly